Messenger RNA from Desarmillaria tabescens, 2012 nucleotides. RefSeq lists its product as uncharacterized. NCBI's taxonomy places the organism in Eukaryota, Fungi, Basidiomycota, Agaricomycetes, Agaricales, Physalacriaceae. The record is from RefSeq and is a predicted model, not a curated record. Gene Ontology annotation, cellular component: nucleus. The transcript is spliced from 4 exons. Gene Ontology annotation, biological process: regulation of transcription by RNA polymerase II. Bases 479 to 1720 code for a protein of 413 amino acids. Gene Ontology annotation, molecular function: DNA-binding transcription factor activity, RNA polymerase II-specific; sequence-specific double-stranded DNA binding.
UGACGUGUGAGUGGUCCUUUUUUUGCCCCCUUCUUCCCACCCUUCUGUUGGUUGCUAUCACAGGACUGCGCGCAACCGUCGGAGCACUCGGGGAAGAACCCUUUUUCAUAAAUUUAACCUUACGGGACCAUACUCGCCAACAAAGCGUAUACUUCCCACAUCGAGGUACAACAAUAAAUGUUACCGAUCGCAACUCAAUCCGAGAUUGGGUUAUGACGUGAAGGGCCAAGGGACAGGGUGGCGAUAAAAUUCGGCUCUAGGUCCCGCGGGUGCUGUUACCAUUAAUGUAAUUUCGUCGUUGAUCUGAACGCUUACCCUGGCUUUCUCCUUUUUUUCCAUUCUCCCUUCCCCGAUGACUAGAAUGUGUUGAGGAGGGUAUACAAAUCCUUACCUUUUUUUUAAUUCGUCGGCGGUUUUCUCUUUUCUGCUUUUUCUCUUUCUUGGUCAAUAGUUUUUAUUCCCUUUUUUUGUGUCCUGGAUGUCGAGGGAGGAACGAUCGCCUCCGCCGACAGACAACACUACUCGACAAACUACCGCAACUUCGUCACGAACACACGACCCCUCUUCUUCUUCACGUCGACGCGCGCCUUCUCCACAGCCUGAGGCGAGCACGAGCACCGGUAUCACGCGAACUCGCCGCCGAGAACCAGAACCAGAACCAGAGACGGAGGAACGAAUGUCGAAACGCCUUCGCCGGCGCUCGGUGGGGAGCUCCUCAGAGGGUGAUACGGAGAAAAACCCUACGCCUCCGCCCCCGACACAGAAGAAGAAGCGCACGCGCACUCUUACGACACCUCACCAGUCAGCAGUUUUGCAUGCUCUCUUGGCCCAGUCACGAUUCCCCACGACAGCAAUGAGGGAGGAAGUGGGAAGGUCUAUUGGACUGAGUGCGAGGAAGGUUCAAAUAUGGUUUCAAAACCAACGCCAAAAAGCUCGGCGCCCACGCAGCCAAAGCGAUAUUCAAUUGACGCGUCCGCCUCAAUACGGGCCGUUCCCUUCUACCUCUCAUCCUGUCCCGCCUUCUUUCCCGCUUCACUAUGGCUAUCCUCCUGCUCCUGCCCCGCCCCCGCCUCCCCCGUACUUUGAACCUUCUUCGUCUUCGCUCCUUGGACCUGGGAUGCCCGGGAGGUCCUUCCAGCCGCAACAACCGCAACAGAGCCCAUUCCGAUACUCCCGUCACCAAGAGCCUUACCCUCCUUCUCCCCCUCCCCCGUCCCUCUCUCGUCGUAUCGACUACUCACGGACUUUGCCUCCAUUAUCGUUCCCAAGCGGCUCUAGCCCCCGCCCAUCAUCGGCAUCAUAUCGCGGUGCCAGUCCGUUCUCCAGGAGCCCGGGUCCUUACCGUGGUGCUAGCCCGGGGCAGUUUCGUGGUGGUGGUAGUCCGGCGCCACUUCCACCGCGCUCGUAUCACCGCUCCCCAUCCCCCGAACGGAUCCUCCCUCCACCUGUGCAAUGGGGUCCGGGGGAACGCGAAGCGGGACCACCCAGGUUUGGCGGGACGUGGGCACGACCGAGUUCAGGGAGCGGAACGGUUCUAUCUCCUGUUCACGCAAGGCGGUACUCUUAUUCGUUGGAUGAACCUCCUACUACUGCUCCUGCUCCCGCCGCCGCGUCUACGUCUACGUCUACAGCUCCGAGGCGCUCGGGACGGUACGACCCCGUCCGUGGUACCAUCGUCCCCUCCGAGCCAACCCCACCUCCAGAAGAAGACCAGUCAUGAUUGAAAAUGAAUACGUAUCCUACCCAUUCUUGGCUUUUCACGAACUAUCGUCACGUCCUCGCUAAAACGUCUUUGCUAUCCUCGGCUACUACCUACUACUACUACUAUCGUUCCCUUUCCUCGUUUUCUGUACCACGUACUCACUCAUUUGCAGAUAAUAUCAUAUCAUUAUAAUACCCUUUCGCUACUAUCAUCAGUAAUUUAUGUCGUAUUCGGACUACAUACCUAUUGAUCAUCCUGUAGUCCUAUGGCCACUACAAUACCAUUAUAUUAUGUCGCCCGUCCACGUCAG